CGGCUCGAAACUCCUGUGCUCUUGGGCAGCCAUCUUGGAUCUCGCUUUGAACGAGAGUCAACAGACGCGGCUGUUUAGGUGGAAUGGAACCGUCAACAAGCCCGUCUUCUCCGCGGCUCUGACGCCUGUGACCGCUGCCGUUCGCACUGAAUAUACCGGACCCAUCGCUCGAUGAGCAGAUUGUAUUUUGGGAAGAUCGCAGGGGAGGCCCCGUGAAGUGCCGUUUUGUCUAUUCUCAACGUUACUUGAACCGGACAUCCGAAAUAUGAAGCAGACAGCGACGCGAGGCCUGGAAGUAUUAUGUUUUUAACAGUGCACAAGUUAGCCGGUCUCAUUAGCUAUUUUGGGAUCUCUUAGAUGGCUCGCAAUCGGUAAUUAAACGCAGUAACGUCCGCGAAAUAUUUCUCCCAAACUUUUAACAAGUUUGUUACCAGCUUUAGAAGCGAAUCAAUGAUAUUGACCAAACGUGUAAUCUGUCAAAUAUAUAGUUUCCCCUUCGUUGCCCCGCAAAACCUGCUCCUUAAACCGUAAUUCCGGUAAAGCAGCUUUCCAUCAACACCAUGUCAACAACAAGAGCCCCGCUGCCCACCGUCAACGAGCGCAAGGCUGAAAAUCAUACAACAAAUAGCCAUGGCCGAGGGGAGGGGACCUCUCGGUCUGUGAGGUCGAGUGGUCGAAACCGAAAUUCUGGCUCGGGAUUAGAUGAUGUGCACCCUCUUAUUGGGAAUUACCGACUUCUAAAAACCAUUGGAAAAGGCAACUUUGCCAAGGUCAAACUGGCUCGCCAUAUCCUCACAGGAAGCGAGGUGGCAAUAAAAAUUAUUGAUAAAACCCAACUAAAUCCAACAAGCCUUCAAAAGCUUUCCAGAGAAGUCACAAUCAUGAAGAAUUUAAACCACCCAAAUAUUGUCAAACUGUUUGAGGUGAUAGAGACUGAGAAGACACUGUUUCUUGUGAUGGAAUAUGCCAGCGGAGGUGAGGUGUUUGACUAUCUAGUGGCUCAUGGGAGGAUGAAAGAGAAAGAGGCCAGAGCUAAAUUUAGACAGAUUGUGUCAGCUGUGCAGUAUUGUCACCAAAAACACAUUGUUCACAGAGAUUUGAAGGCUGAAAACCUGCUGCUAGAUGCUGAUAUGAACAUUAAGAUAGCUGACUUCGGCUUCAGUAACGAGUUCAUGGUGGGAAAUAAGCUGGACACGUUCUGUGGCAGCCCCCCUUACGCUGCCCCCGAGCUCUUUCAGGGAAAGAAGUACGACGGGCCGGAGGUGGACGUGUGGAGUUUGGGCGUCAUACUCUAUACGCUGGUCAGCGGCUCCUUGCCCUUCGAUGGACAGAAUCUCAAGGAACUGCGUGAACGUGUGUUACGUGGAAAAUAUAGGAUCCCUUUUUACAUGUCCACGGAUUGUGAGAACCUUCUCAAGAGAUUCCUGGUCUUGAACCCAACCAAAAGGGGAACGUUAGAGCAAAUCAUGAAGGAACGCUGGAUCAAUGCUGGCUUUGAAGACAAUGAACUCAAACCCUUCCUUGAGCCAGAGGCCGACAUCUCAGACCAGAAGAGAAUAGAUGUGAUGGUGGGAAUGGGCUUCUCUAAAGAGAAGAUCCAGGAGUCUUUGUCCAAAAUGAACUAUGACGAGAUCACAGCCAUAUACCUACUUCUGGGAAGGAAGACCAAUGAGGAGGUCAGUGAAUCCAGCUCCAGUACUAAUCUCUCCGUGGCGAAGAGCAGAACCACCGGUGAGAUGAACGGCCAGUCACCAUCGCACCUGAAGGUCCAGAGAAGCGUCUCCUCCAGCGAAUCCAGAAAAUCUAGACGCCACAACGAACAAGUUGGUGUGGUCGCUAACUCAGCGUUGAGUAACUCCAAGAAGACGGUUCCUGUCCCAGCUGACGGUGACGGCAAACAGGAAGGUGGAGUCACCGCACGUAAACCGCCCACUCACAGCCCCCCGAGCCCACUGCUGGGUAAUGCCAACAACCCAAACAAAACAGAAAUACCUGACCGCAAGAGAGGAAACUCCAUCACACCUAAUAAUAACUCUGGAUCGGGAGGCAUGUCAAGGAGAAACACGUACGUGUGCACUGAGAAAAACAACCCAGACCACCUUUCUGUCAUUCCUAAUGGGAAGGAGAACAGUGUGACGUUGUCUCCUGGCUCUCGGGACCCGGGUGCCUCCACUCACAGCAUCAGCACCGCUGCCACUCCUGAUAAAACACGUUUCCCACGAGGCACUGCGAGCCGCAGCACCUUCCACGGACAGCUGAGAGAUCGUCGCACGGCCACCUACAACGGCCCACCUGCCUCGCCCACACAGCCCCGCAGCCGCGGUAAUGCCAACAACCUGCUCACCAAGCUGACCUCCAAACUCACGCGCAGAAAUAUGUCAUUCAGGUUUUCCAAAAGUCGCCAUGUAUCUGGGGAUCAGCAAAAAGAUGAAGGGAAAGAUGGAGAAGACGGGAAACCCCGCUCUCUCCGUUUCACCUGGAGUAUGAACACCACCAGCACCAUGGAGCCAGCCGACAUCAUAAAUGAGAUCCGCAAAGUUCUGGAUGCCAACAGCUGCAGUCACCAGCAGCGCGAACGCUUUCUGCUUCUCUGUGCCCACGGGGACAGCCGCACCGACAGCCUCAUCCAGUGGGAGAUGGAGGUUUGCAAACUGCCCCGGCUCUCACUUAAUGGUGUCCGUUUUAAGAGGAUAUCUGGCAACUCCAUUGCUUUUAAGAACAUUGCUUCCAAAGUUGCAGGUGAACUCAAGCUAUGAAUAUAUCUUUAUUCUAACUACAUAGAGAAAUUUAUGAAAUGGUUCAGUUCAGUAUAGACAAACAAAUUAAGCUGUACAAUCGUAAGGUAGCAGUUUAAUAAUAUUUUUUUUUUUAAUAAACCACUUAAAUGUAUUUGAAAAAAAUGUAUAUAUUUUAACAUUGCUUAAAGCAAUAAUUUCGUUACAUCGAUCACACAAUUAUCGUAUUAUCGUGCAAGUCGUUAAAUGCUGUAAAAAGAGCAGGUUUGAACCUUUCAGUGUUACGAUUGUAUGAUGCUCCGAGAAUGUUCAGAGAGGAACUCCUUGCCAUCGCCAUCUUUGCAGACGGAGGAGUUGAGGCUCAAGAAGUUGAUGCUAUAUGGAGAUUUGUGGGGUUUCGUUUUGUUUUUGCUUUUUAACAGGCACUAUUCUGUGGUGGUUUUAAGUAUCGCGUGUUUUGGGCGGCUCUUGUGUAAAGGGUUUCGCCCGAAUCUUGAGUUGCUUUUUGAAAAAUUGCUCUGCGCCUCUAUGUAUUGAGGGUGCUCGUCUGUGAAAGCGGCUGCAGUAAACCUGAUUCGAGCUCAGUUUCACUGUUUGAAUGUUAUUAAGAGCAACAUUGAUGUUUUAUAAUUUAUUUCACUUUUGCCCACUCAAAUGUAUUUUUGGUGUAAAUAUACUUUAUGCGGCAAGUACACAUUGUCAUACAGUUUUGUUGGAGUUCUCUGAAACCAAGAGGGCAUCUUGUAAUCUUUCACUUCUAAGACACACCACAGAUUCCAUUAAACUAUCUGUAACUUGUCACAGUGUUCACUGCAGAGAUCUAAUACAGCUACAAAAUGAUCUCAACA
Molecule: messenger RNA, 3583 nt
Organism: Carassius auratus (goldfish)
Lineage: Eukaryota; Metazoa; Chordata; Actinopteri; Cypriniformes; Cyprinidae
Product: MAP/microtubule affinity-regulating kinase 3-like
Exons: 17
Coding region: 561-2756 (731 amino acids)
Biological process (GO): microtubule cytoskeleton organization; intracellular signal transduction; protein phosphorylation
Cellular component (GO): cytoplasm; plasma membrane
Molecular function (GO): tau-protein kinase activity; ATP binding
Source: RefSeq, a predicted model, not a curated record